Molecule: messenger RNA, 2350 nt
Organism: Nerophis ophidion (straightnose pipefish)
Lineage: Eukaryota; Metazoa; Chordata; Actinopteri; Syngnathiformes; Syngnathidae
Gene: dhps
Product: deoxyhypusine synthase
Exons: 10
Coding region: 155-1249 (364 amino acids)
Biological process (GO): peptidyl-hypusine biosynthetic process
Cellular component (GO): cytoplasm
Molecular function (GO): deoxyhypusine synthase activity
Source: RefSeq, a predicted model, not a curated record
AAAUGUUUGGUGCUUUUCCGGAUUCCACAGUGCAGCAAUAAAGUGUCACACAUGCCGCUGUUUCUCGGAGACCUUGUUCUUCUUCUGAAGUGAAAACUAUUACAUUCCUCGAGGCUUUGUUUUCCAGCGUCUUUUUAAGUUUUAGGAGAAAAAAAUGGCAGAACACGCCCCCUCUGUUGCCCUUGAGGCUGUUCAUAAAACCACCAUCGACCUGCCGGAAGACCUACCCAUGAUUAAAGGCUACGACUUCAACCAGGGUGUGAAUCUCCAGGCUGUGUUGCGGUCAUACCUCACCACAGGCUUCCAGGCCAGCAGCCUUGGCUUGGCCAUCCAGGAGAUCAACCGCAUGAUCGAGAAGCGCCUCGAACCAGUUCCAGCCGAAGAAAACGAAUGUAAAGCGUCUGGCGAUGCGCCUCGCCGUCCAGGUUGCACCAUAUUCCUGGGAUACACUUCAAACCUCAUCAGCUCUGGAAUCAGGGAGAGCAUCCGAUACCUGGCAGAGCACAAAAUGGUGGAUGUGAUGGUGACCACAGCAGGUGGCAUUGAGGAGGACUUUAUCAAGUGUCUGGCUCACACCUACUUAGGAGAUUUCAGCCUACCUGGCAAAGAGCUUCGCUUGAGAGGUAUCAACAGGACUGGCAACCUCCUCGUGCCAAAUGAUAACUACUGUAAAUUUGAAGACUGGCUUAUGCCCAUAUUGGACCAGAUGUUGUUGGAGCAGAACACAGAGGGCACACUUUGGACACCUUCUAAAAUGAUCCACCGCCUUGGCAAGGAGAUCAAUAAUAAGGACUCUGUCUACUACUGGGCAUACAAGAACAACAUCCCAGUGUUCAGUCCCGCGCUGACAGACGGCUCACUGGGUGACAUGUUAUACUUCCACUCCUUUAAGAACCCCGGCCUUGUCCUGGACAUUGUGGAAGAUAUUCGCAAAUUGAAUACCCAGGCGGUGCAUGCUCACAAAACUGGAAUGAUCAUCCUGGGUGGCGGCUUGGUCAAGCAUCAUAUAGCCAACGCCAAUCUCAUGAGAAAUGGUGCCGAUUAUAGUGUGUAUGUCAACACGGGCCAGGAGUUUGACGGCUCUGACUCUGGUGCUCGACCCGACGAGGCCGUGUCUUGGGGCAAGAUAAGAGCCGAUGCCAAACCUGUGAAGGUGUACGCUGAUGCCUCCUUGGUGUUCCCUCUGAUUGUGGCCGAGACCUUUGCGCUCCAUGCUGACAAGCUGACCGCCGGCAGGAAAACGGAGUGAAUGGACCGUUAGGAAGGGACUUUCUUAUUAAAGACACCCGUCAAAGACUUUCCUCCUGCUUAAGGCCAGGUAAACCUUUCACUACCGCAGGAUUCCUGCGCUGCCAUGUAGAAACGAGACCAUGUGGUGUUGCUUAGCUGGACGCGGACAAUAUUUUCUUGUUAGAACAAGUAGCUUUACUCUUAUUAAGAUGGCAGAAAAAACAAAAUCAUAUUCUGCAGCACGCAUCAAAGGCGCUUGGGAAUGUGGCAACUCAUUUUUAAGUUUUUAAACCUCCGUGGGUACUUUUCUGUGUUAUCUAAACCAUAAAAUCACAUGCAAAAUUGUUUUAUUUUUCGGUCAUGGUUGAAAAGUAAAUUGGCCCAAUUCAGAAGACGUCAUGAGUCAUGCAUGCAAUUCUUUAUUUCACACAACUUCAAAUAGUAUUUUAGGUUUUUAUAGUCUUGAUGGUCUUGAGUAGUUAAUGGGAAUAUACAACAACUAUUUACCUAAUUAUUAUAAAUUGUUGUGGAGGAAUUUCCUAAGGGGUUGGAAGGAAAACAACUUUUAUUUUAUCAAUCAAACAAAUUUUACUUAUACAGCCCUUAAUCAGGGCUGUUGGUGGGGCUACGGAUUUAUUUUAUUCACUUUUAAUGUUAAGGCAUUUAUUUAUAUAUUGCAUGACUCAUGAGAAAAUAUUUAGCAGCAUCUAUACUUUUGACUUUGGAUUUAAGUGUUGGACAAAUUCUGCCAUUUUUCAACCUCUUAUCCAUUUUUUUCUUUUGGGAUUUCAAUCACAAGAAAUCAUUAAAAACUUUGUUUCAACAAAACGGGGGCGACUCACUCAGCUGGAAUUCACAACUUGGAGCACCUAUAUUCACUUUGAAUGUUUACAUUUUCAGCCCCCAGACAUAAUACAGCUACUCUGAACUCCUUUUCCUCUCUCUUGUUCUUUGCAAACAACCACAUAAUCAAGUCAUGGUAAUGAUGACAUUUCCCAUUGUGAUAAAUCAGUCUGCUGUUGUGGCAGUUAUAUUUCCUGUCUCUAAUCACGUUUCCCGUAUCCUCAUGUUGUUUUCAUAACCUACUUAUAGUUUCACUUUACUUUAUAAAAGUGUAUUU